AUGGGCCCUGACUCCUGCUGGGAGCAGCUCCGGCCAAGCCCGGCCGCGAUUGACGUCAAGGCCCAGCGUCUCAGAGGAAUGUGCCCGCUCCCCGCGCUUCAGGGUCUGACCCUAACCUUUCCCAGAUGUGCAACUGUUCUUCCUUCCAAACAGGGAGUUUCAACACUGGGCAUUGUGUGCGCUCUUAGCCCUGUUCUGGAGCCAAAACAAAAGUCCCAGUUCCUGCGUUUCAGAACAGGAUUAUGCGCCCGCCGGCCUCUCUCUCUGAGCGGCUGGGCCGUCCUGCUGGAGGCGGUCCCGGGGCCUGGGUCCCUGCUCUGCGCCUUAUCUCGCCCCCAACCUGCCUCCGCCGGCCGCCUCUCUGUGUCUGGCUGCGGAGGCCGGGAGUCCCCGCAGGCGCAGGCGAGGGCCUUUAGGCUUGUGUUCCAGCUCCUCCCUCCUCCCGCCCCUGCCUUUCCGGGCUCCAGGCACGCAGGCUCUUUGCAGCUGAACCAACACUUCACCGUAGUAGGUGCUCGUGGCCCUGUGGCUUCGCCCCCUCUAUUCAGCUUUCUGGAAUGUUCUCUUCCCUUUCCCGUUUUUGACUUGGUGGACAGAGAGGCCUCAUUCAGUUCUGAAGGCAGUGCAGGUUGGAAGCCUUUUCCUGGCCCCUUCUCUCCUAGUUUGAGUCGGCUGCUCUCUGUGAUUCUGCUGCCCCGCUUUAUAUAG
Messenger RNA from Rangifer tarandus platyrhynchus (Svalbard reindeer), 708 nucleotides. NCBI's taxonomy places the organism in Eukaryota, Metazoa, Chordata, Mammalia, Artiodactyla, Cervidae. The record is from the annotation of a GenBank genome assembly.